Molecule: messenger RNA, 561 nt
Organism: Saccharomyces paradoxus
Lineage: Eukaryota; Fungi; Ascomycota; Saccharomycetes; Saccharomycetales; Saccharomycetaceae
Gene: ATG12
Product: Atg12p
Exons: 1
Coding region: 1-561 (186 amino acids)
Biological process (GO): autophagosome assembly; C-terminal protein lipidation; nucleophagy
Cellular component (GO): Atg12-Atg5-Atg16 complex; phagophore assembly site membrane; cytoplasm
Source: RefSeq, a predicted model, not a curated record
AUGAGUAGGAUCCUGGAGAGCGAAAAUGAAACAGAAAGUGACGAAAGCUCCAUCAUAUCCACAAACAAUGGGACGGCCAUGGAAAGAUCAAGAAAUAAUCAAGAACUAAGGUCAUCUUCUCAUACCGUUCAAAAUAGACUGGAACUUUUUAGCAGAAGGUUGUCUCAGCUGGGAUUGGCAAGUGACAUUUCUGUUGACCAACAAGUUGAAAGUUCUUCCAAUGGUACUUAUGAGCAGAGAGAGGUGACUAAGAUAAAUGCACAGACUAGCGAACAUAAGAGCCAUAAAGAAGAAAUAAAUAUCCAAAAGAUUCAGAUAAAAUUUCAACCCAUUGGAUCCAUUGGACAGUUGAAACCUUCUGUCUGCAAAAUAUCAAUGUCACAGUCUUUUGCGAUGGUUAUUUUAUUUCUCAAAAGACGACUGAAGAUGGACCAUGUUUAUUGUUAUAUAAAUAAUUCGUUUGCGCCAAGUCCACAACAAAAUAUCGGAGAGCUUUGGAUGCAAUUUAAAACCAAUGAUGAGCUUAUUGUAAGUUAUUGUGCAUCGGUAGCGUUUGGUUGA